CUGUACAUUUGACAGCUUUGCUGCCUUGUUUUAAAUAUUACCGUAUAUGGUUAACCUUUUUUUCAGUGAUUGUUUCAUGAUUAGAUUUUAAAGAUUACAAGAUGAAUGGAAUGAAAACAAAUGCUUUAUUUUGAUAAUCACUAUAUCCUGCUUAUUGCUUUGCGCAAAGAGCCAGUAGAUUAAUAUAUUUUUUUCAAGUCUAAUAAGGAACUAUUGUACGCAGCAACCGUUGAUCACCAUGUUAUUCUGGAAUAAGUAAGAAUAGAAUCAACAGUGUUGACGUCAUUUCAACGAAAAUCGGAAACCAAAUAAAAGUGCUUGCUAAGCUUUUCUGUGCUUUACAUCAACUUUAACCCCAAAAAUAUUAUUGGUGAGCCUAAGAGAGAGAGAGGGAGAGAGAGAGAGAGAGGUGGGGGUAGGCCCCUAAUGCAUCAAAAUGAGCAUAAGGAUACAGUGAUAGCUCGCACUGGCUCGUCCACUCUGUUUUGUAAGUUAUUCUGAUUUAUAUGUGAAAAUAGUUUCAUUGGAUCUCAACUUUAAAAAGUAAUUCAGUUGUGACCAAGUCUGUCAGAGUGAACAGACACAACGGUCAAGAGAUAAAUCUAAUAUGUGGAUCUAUCGUAAAUGAAAACUUUAAAAAUUUUCUUCUGAUUUAGUUUUCAAUGCUUUAAAUGCACACGUUCAAAGAUUUACAGAGUGAGCCAAAAGGAAAAGUGCAACAAUAUAUUACCUCAUUAAUACAUGUACACGUAGACCUACUUAUUGUCUGUUCACCCGUGUCAGCUUGAUGUAUCCCUGAGCAUUGGCUUGCUCUUCACAGGGUUCUUUCGUAUAUAAUGUCCUUUGUUAAACAUAACAUCAUUAGUAUCUAUACUGAGGGGUAUUAUAUCCAUUGGUAAACAUUAAAACAUAAAUAUCUAAAAUUUAAUUUAACAGGAACAAAUUGCAUAUUGUUUGUACGAAAAAAAAUUAUUUUAUAAAGAUUAAGCCCUACUGAAUUAGUGAAAAUAUUUUAAAUUAAAAUAACCAAAGUCUUAGAAUAAAUAAUGGGCUUACAGCUUUAAGUGACAUCUUUCCUGAAUAUAUACACUAUCACUGAAGGUUAUAGUUAUUUUAUUUUAUUCAUUAUUUAAAAAAUUUUCACUGUUUAUUCCCAGCGACGUGGUCGUUACAUGCAACGUCAUUUUGAGGGUUCAUAUCAAAUCACCGUAUAGACCUUUAAGAAAUAAAUAAGUUAUCCCCAGAGAAGGCGUAGAAACCGAAAGCUUGGAUAGGAUACUACAUCUUUUUCAUGAGAUCUUCAUAGAUGCAUCAUUAUGAUAACUUCUUUAUACAACGUCAUUAUGACGACGCCGCUGCACGCGAUCACAACGACGUACGUAAGUAACAACUAUUUGAUUGAAAAUAGCGUCAUUUGAAGACACAUGCAAUGGUAGUAGACUCUAUGCGAUCGUUGGUGGCUGCAAUUGUGUAGUGUCCUGCUUUGGACUUUGGUAAUGCAGCAAACCAUUGCAUGAACAGCGUCACUGUUCACAAAGAAGAUAAUCUUAAUGCUGGAUUUUGAAGUUAAUGUGUGACUUGAUCAACGGGUGCUGUUGUAGGCCUACCUGAUUACGUACGAUAGUUUGUAAAGACGACUUCAGAAGCUGGAAAGGCAAUGUGCUUAUGCAGCACCGUUUUACUAGAAUAUAUCUACAUCUAGCUGUAAAUAUUUACACGUCUUAUAGUGUAGUUCUCCCUCACCAUGGCAGCAGUUGAUUUUUCUGGUUCUUGGAAAGUGUACAGAAGUGAAAAUUUUGAGGCUUUCAUGAACAAAGUUGGUAUUGGCUUCAUAAAGAAAAAAAUUGCUGCUAACACCAACCCAACGGUAACAAUAGAACAAAAUGAAGACAACUUUAAAACUAAAUUUAGCAUGGGACCAAUAUCAAAAGAAAGUGCCUUUGCAAUUGGGACUGAAAUGAACGUUGAUGAAUUUGACAAGAAAAUGAAGACCACUCCUGCUUGGGAGGGGUCCAAGCUGGUAUUCCGUUGUGUUCCGGUAGACGGCGACGGCGACUCCGUUAUCAUGACCAGGGAGAUCGUAGACGGGGAGAUGGUGCAGGAGAUGACAUGCGGUGAAGUGACUUCAAAACGAUUUUUUAAAAGAGUUCAGUAGGGUCUAGUAUUUACUGCUUCCAGGGAGAGACACGUAUUGUACAAACUGAAAAACCGCUCUGUUCGAUUGUACAGGUCAAAUGAAGACAGAGAAGCAGCGAAUUUUUUCAAAUCGUGUGAAGCUCAUACUACGUGUACAUAUAAACUGCAUGAUCAAAACUCCCCAGCGAGGUUUAAUUUUGAUGAAAAUUCAUGUGUCUACUUAUCGCAAAACAAAGUCCAAAAAUAUAUCGUUUAUGUUGUUCUUUGGAUUGUAUAUUAAAUUAAUUGUAUCAGUUUUACUCCUGAAAAGGCUACUGCUUACGUGUCGAAUAUAAAUUUUUAUCGCCAUUUAAAUCAUAUGUUUAUUUAUAAAUACUCGUACAUUGUUUUGUACUAUGAUGAAUAUUGAUAUAUACGAAAAUAAAUUAACGAAUCUUUCCUCACAAACAUCUUAUAACUUUGUUUACCUUUACACUUAUUGUCUUGUGACACAAGUUAUAUUUUAGUUAAUUGAAAUCAAUAUAAUCAUCACUGAUCGCAUCUAAUGCACAGUUAAAACAUCGAUCGAUUUAUACAAGACUGACUACAGGGUCCUAAAUUGUUCUCAUAUCAUGCAUUAGUGACUUUGCACAGGCAAGUGCAAUAACCUAUAGUAAGUAGGCCUACUUUCUAUAUAGGCCUACCGCCUUCUCAAACCACCU
Lingula anatina is the source of this 2837-nucleotide messenger RNA. RefSeq names its product fatty acid-binding protein, intestinal. Gene Ontology annotation, molecular function: lipid binding. The record is from RefSeq and is a predicted model, not a curated record. NCBI's taxonomy places the organism in Eukaryota, Metazoa, Brachiopoda, Lingulata, Lingulida, Lingulidae.